UCGGUGUCUCGCAUGCCUGAUACUGUUUUUUUGUAAUCCUUUUUUUCUUCCUGCAUAUAGCUAGUGUGCACGACAAAAACCACAGCACAGACGAUAUAAACAGAGACUGAGAGAUACAGGUGUGUGUGUAGAUAGCAGCUAGCAACCAAGUCACUGUUUUUAGACUAGCCUGAGAUCGUCAUCUGGAGGUUCAGCAAUGGCAUCAAUUAGUGAGUUGCUUGUGAUGACGUUUGGGUCAGUGUUCUUGGUUUGUCUUAUUGCGUUCGUUGCUUCGGUGUUGUUUCUGCAUUACAGACAUUCCAAAUACAGCCAUAUCCCAGGCCCCAAGAGGAGAAGCUUUUUCUUGGGAAACAUACAAGAUGUCAGAGAAUACGUAGAGAAAGACAAGUUAAUUGAAGAUGCCGUGAACGACUGGGGAGACCAGUUUGGUGAUGUGAUUGUGUUUUGGUUCCUUCAUCAGUGCAUUGUGUAUUUCUUUGAUGUCCAGGCUAUUAAGGAGAUACUUGUAACAGGUAGUCUUAAAUACCCAAAAGGUUGGACCUAUGAUGGCGUCUCUACGAUCUAUGGUGCACGAUUUCUUGGCCAUGGGCUUGUGACAGAGCAAGAUCAUACAUUGUGGGCCAAACGACGAGACAUAUUCAACCCUGCAUUUAGUCGAAGCUACUUGAAGACUUGUAUUAGUCAGUUCAACGCAAGCUCCGACCUGCUGGUUGAGCACCUUAGUGCUAGUGCAGAUGGCAAGAAGAAUGUGCAUCUCUUGGACCAGCUGAACAAGGCAACCAUUGACAUCAUCGCAAAGGUUGCCUUUGGAGCAAAUUUCCAUCAGUUUGAUCCUGAGAAGAUAACAUCUUUUAAUGAAGAGUUCAACAUUGCCCUGAAAGGCAUGAAGACACAGUUUGAAAGUCCAUGGAAUAAGUACAACCCGUCCAAAACGCAGCGUGAUUACCGUGCAAAAGUCCGCCACGCCAUUGGUGUCUUACGUGAAACUGGACAAAAGAUCAUAGCCAGUCAGCUAAGCGCUCUUGGUCGGGGGGAGCAGCUUGGUAACAACAUCCUUGCGUUCAUCCUUGAAGCGUCUCAAGCUUCUUCUUCUGGAGCUCUAGACAUGGACGAGAUGGUGGAUGAGUUUACAACUUUCUUCCUUGCUGGUCAAGAGACAACUGCUAACCUGUUGGCCUCAACGAUGAUACAACUUUGUCAGAAUCCAGAAGCUAUGUACAGAUUGAAAACUGAAGUCGAUGCCGUUGUCUCCACUAAAGAGUUUAUCCCGUAUGAGGAUCUGUCCAAGUUGGAAUACAUGGUUGCCGUUUUGAAAGAGACCCUUCGUCUGCGUCCCCCUGCAGCUGGAACGGUGAGGAUUACAACAUCGGACUGUGUCAUCUCCAACACCAAGAUACCCGCAUCCACCAUCCUUGGGAUUUCAUUCUAUGCCAGUGGAAGGAAUGGGAAAUAUUGGGAGAACCCGUUGGAGUUUAUCCCGGAUCGAUUUCUUCAUGGCAAUGAAAGUACAUCAGGUGCCUUCACCCCGUUCUCUAUUGGACCAAGAAACUGCAUCGGUCAACAAUUUGCACUGAUCGAGGCUCGUGUUCUCCUGGCUAAGCUUAUCCAGCAUUACAACUUUAGUCUGGUUCCCGGACAGUCCCUGGGCUACACUGUGGAGACAACAAUGAAACCUGUAGAUGGGUGCCAGGUUUACCUCACCCCAGCCAGCUCAAACCAACAAUAGAAAAGAGUGUAAAAUCAAAUCAGUUGUUUGUUAUGGAAUGGAAAACUAGUUUAUAAAAACUUCUAAACUAUCACAAAAAGCUCAUAGUGAACAAUGUAAUCGGGUUUAUUUGUAAUCUCAAAAGUACUUAUUUCGCGUGCCCCCACCCCCCAGUAACACCACUGUUUACAAGACAAGUUUUAUAAUUGCAAUUUUCUUACAUAAAUCAUUUUGAUUGUUUGAAGAUCGUACAUAUUGUUCUAGUACUUAGUAUUGUUAUUCUUAUUGAAUAUCGUACAUAUUGUUCUAUAAUACUUAAUAUUGUUACUCUUUGCUCUUAAACAAGACACUUUUAAACCAUUACUGCUUCAUCCUUCAGAUGGAACAUAAAGCUGUAGGUCACUUAUGCAGUGUGAUGCACGUAAAAGAACCCAGUGCGCAGUUACCACACGAAAUAGGGGUUUGCCAUAGUGUUUUUUGGACUUGGCUGCUGAAUGUGCCGCAGCAACUUGUGAACCCUUAUAUAGUGUAACAUGAUGAAUUGGUCUAAUAGCUUUGACAAUGUCUUUAAAAAAUAAUUAAGCUUUUUGAGAUGCCAGUAGAUAAAUUGUAUUUUUAUUUAGUAUUUGUGGGUUUUAAAACAGUAUUCAUAAAUACCCCAGACAGUUUCUCUACU
This is a messenger RNA of Asterias rubens (European starfish), 2381 nucleotides long. RefSeq names its product cholesterol 24-hydroxylase-like. The record is from RefSeq and is a predicted model, not a curated record. Gene Ontology annotation, biological process: cholesterol catabolic process. The transcript has 14 exons. Bases 197 to 1726 code for a protein of 509 amino acids. Lineage: Eukaryota; Metazoa; Echinodermata; Asteroidea; Forcipulatida; Asteriidae. Gene Ontology annotation, molecular function: cholesterol 24-hydroxylase activity; heme binding; iron ion binding.